Molecule: messenger RNA, 498 nt
Organism: Paramuricea clavata
Lineage: Eukaryota; Metazoa; Cnidaria; Anthozoa; Malacalcyonacea; Plexauridae
Source: the annotation of a GenBank genome assembly
AUGACGUCAUAUACACGAUAUUCUGUUGUAGACGUUAUAGUCGUUAUUGGCGUUAUAGACGUUAUUGGCGUUAUAGGCGUUAUUGGCGUUAUAGACGUUAUAGUCGUUAUUGGCGUUAUUGGCGUUAUAGUCGUUAUAGGCGUUAUUGGCGUUAUUGCCGUUAUAGGCGUUAUUGGCGUUAUAGUCGUUAUUGGCGUUAUUGGCGUUAUAGGCGUUAUAGGCGUUAUUGGCGUUAUAGACGUUAUAGUCGUUAUUGGCGUUAUAGUCGUUAUAGACGUUAUAGUCGUUAUUGGCGUUAUAGGCGUUAUUGGCGUUAUUGCCGUUAUAGGCGUUAUUGGCGUUAUAGGCGUUAUAUGCGUUAUAGGCGUUAUUGCCGUUAUUGGCGUUAUUGACGUUAUUGACGUUAUAGGCGUUAUAGUCGUUAUUGGCGUUAUAGGCGUUAUAGACGUUAUUGGCGUUAUUGACGUUAUAGGCGUUAUAGGCGUUAUUGGCUUAUAG